Messenger RNA from Nannospalax galili (Upper Galilee mountains blind mole rat), 4107 nucleotides. RefSeq names its product ubiquitin specific peptidase 31 (gene Usp31). Bases 52 to 3666 code for a protein of 1204 amino acids. NCBI's taxonomy places the organism in Eukaryota, Metazoa, Chordata, Mammalia, Rodentia, Spalacidae. The record is from RefSeq and is a predicted model, not a curated record. Gene Ontology annotation, molecular function: cysteine-type deubiquitinase activity. Gene Ontology annotation, biological process: protein deubiquitination. The transcript is spliced from 16 exons.
GAGCCGGUGCCCGGCGCGGCGGGUCUCCGCAACCACGGCAACACGUGCUUCAUGAACGCCACGCUGCAGUGCCUCAGCAACACCGAGCUCUUCGCCGAGUACCUAGCCCUGGGCCAGUACCGGGCGGGCCGGCCCGAGCCGUCGCCUGAGCCCGAGCAGCCCGCGGGCCAUGAAGGCGAGGUCACCGAGCAGCUGGCGCACCUGGUGCGGGCGCUCUGGACGCUGGAGUACACUCCGCAGCACAGCCGCGACUUCAAGAGUAUUGUAUCAAAGAACGCACUGCAGUAUCGAGGAAAUUCCCAGCAUGAUGCCCAGGAGUUUCUGCUUUGGCUUUUGGAUCGAGUUCAUGAAGACCUCAAUCAUGCUGUAAAGCAAAGUGGCCAACCUCCUCUGAAGCCACCAUCAGAGACUGAUAUGAUGCCCGAGGGACCAUCUUUUCCUGUGUGUAGCACUUUUGUACAAGAACUUUUUCAAGCCCAAUACAGAUCAUCUUUGACAUGUCCGCAUUGUCAGAAGCAGAGUAACACUUUUGACCCUUUCUUGUGCAUUUCUUUGCCAAUCCCUCUACCCCACACAAGGCCUCUCUAUGUCACUGUAGUGUAUCAAGGGAAAUGCUCCCACUGCAUGAGGAUUGGUGUGGCCGUGCCUCUGUCUGGGACUGUUGCCAGGCUUCGGGAAGCAGUGUCGAUGGAGACAAAGAUCCCCACUGAUCAGAUUGUGUUAACAGAAAUGUACUAUGAUGGAUUUCAUCGUUCCUUUAGUGAUACAGAUGACCUAGAGACAGUCCAUGAAAGUGAUUGCAUUUUUGCCUUUGAGACUCCAGAAAUAUUUAGACCAGAAGGAAUUCUCAGUCAAAGAGGCAUUCACUUAAACAACAAUCUAAACCACUUGAAAUUUGGCUUGGAUCAUCAUAGGCUGUCUCCUCCACAAACAGCAGCCAAGCAAGGGAAGAUGGACUCACCUGUUAGGGUGGCAAGUGACAAAAUUGUUCUGCUGGUGUGUAACCGUGCCUGCACUGGGCAGCAAGGGAAAAGGUUUGGACUGCCUUUUGUCCUGCACCUAGAGAAGACAAUAGCAUGGGACCUUCUGCAGAAGGAAAUCCUAGAGAAGAUGAAAUAUUUCUUGAGGCCUACAGUCUGCAUUCAGGUGUGUCCAUUCAGUUUGCGUGUGGUCAGUGUUGUCGGAAUAACAUACUUGCUGCCCCAGGAAGAGCAGCCCUUGUGCCACCCUACAGUAGAAAGGGCAUUGAAGUCUUGUGGACCUGGUGGCACAGCUCAUGUGAAGCUUGUAGUGGAAUGGGACAAGGAGACAAAAGAUUUCUUGUUUGUAAAUACUGAAGAUGAGUAUAUCCCUGAUGCAGAGAGUGUCCGUCUGCAGAAGGAGCGUCAUCAUCAGCCACAGACCUGCACUUUAUCCCAGUGUUUCCAACUCUACACCAAAGAGGAACGGCUUGCUCCAGAUGAUGCCUGGCGGUGCCCACACUGUAAGCAGCUGCAGCAGGGGAGCAUCACAUUAAGCCUGUGGACUCUGCCUGAUGUUCUUAUUAUACACCUCAAAAGAUUUCGCCAGGAAGGAGACAGGCGCAUGAAACUUCAGAACAUGGUCAAGUUCCCCUUGACUGGCCUGGACAUGACACCUCAUGUGGUUAAGAGAAGCCAGAGCAGCUGGAGUUUGCCAUCCCAUUGGUCCCCAUGGAGACGGCCUUAUGGACUUGGGAGGGAUCCUGAGGACUACAUCUAUGACCUGUAUGCUGUGUGCAAUCAUCAUGGCACCAUGCAAGGGGGGCACUACACAGCAUACUGUAAGAACUCUGUGGAUGGUCUCUGGUAUUGCUUUGAUGACAGUGAUGUACAGCAGCUUUCUGAAGAGGAGGUGUGCACACAGACAGCCUACAUUCUUUUCUACCAGAGGCGAACAGCCAUCCCUUCAUGGUCGGCCAACAGUUCAGUGGCAGGUUCCACAAGUUCUUCCCUGUGUGAGCACUGGGUGAGCCGGCUCCCAGGGAGCAAGCAAGCCAGCGUGACCUCUGCAGCCUCUUCCAGACGCACUUCCUUGGCCUCACUCUCUGAGUCUGUGGAGAUGGCUGGGGAAAGGAGUGAAGAUGAUGGAGGCUUUUCCACUCGACCAUUUGUGAGAAGUGUCCAGCGUCAGAGCUUGUCAUCCAGAUCUUCUGUCACCAGCCCCUUGGCUGUCAAUGAAAAUUGCAUGCGACCUUCUUGGUCCCUGUCAGCCAAGCUGCAAAUGCGCUCCAGUUCUCCGUCCCGAUUCUCUGGGGACUCGCCAAUUCAUGGAUCUGCCUCCACUCUUGAAAGGAUUGGGGAGGCGGGUGACGACAAAGUCUCCAUCUCUUGCUUUGGUAGUCUGCGGAACCUUUCUGGUAGUCACCAGGAACCAAGCGACAGUCACAGUCGACGAGAGCACAAGGCUGUGGGCCGGGCCCCGCUGGCUGUUAUGGAAGGUGUGUUCAAAGAUGAGUCAGAUUCCCGUAAAUUGAACUCCAGUGUUUUAGACACACCAACCAAAAACUUAGCACAAGGGGAUUGCUUGCCCCCUGUCUCUGAUCCAUUUGAUAACAAUAACCAAAUUGCUUAUGUGGAUCAGAGUGACUCUGUCGACAGCUCCCCAGUCAAAGAGGUGAAACCUCCAAGCCACCCAGGUUCUUUCACAAAGAAACCAGAGAGCACAACAAAAAGAUCCCCCAGUUCCAAACACACUUCUGAGCCAGAGAAGAGCAUUCGGAAGGGGAGGCCGGCCUUGGCAAGCCAGGAAUCUUCUCUUUCAAGUACAUCCCCUUCUUCUCCUGUUCCUGUAAAGGUUUCUCUGAAACCUGCCCGCUGUCGGAGCAAGGCAUCAGAUUCUUCCAGGGCCAAUGGAAGGCAUUCAUCUCCUGCUCCUGCCCAACUCAAAAAAGAGUCUUCCUCUAGGUCCCAGGAAUCCAUGUCAUCUCCUGCUCAGCAGAAGCAGAAGUCUGCUUCUGCCUUUACUUACAACUCUACAACUGCCAAAAAAGCCUCAGGCCCUGCCACCAGGGGCCCCUUCCCUCCUGGGAAGAGUAGGACUUCAGACCGGAGCUUGAGUAGAGAGGGCUCCAGACAAAGCCUGGGUUCUGACAGAGCCAGUGUCACCUCCACCUCCAAACCCAGUUCCCCUCGGGUGAACCAGGCCAGAACCGGGGAUAGCAGAGGUGACGGCAGGCAUGUCCGGAGCUCCUCCAUGGCUAGCCUGCGCUCCCCUAGUACGAGUGUGCGGUCUGGUCUGAAGAGGGACAGCAAGUCUGAGGAUAAGGGACUGUCUUUCUUCAAGUCAGCCUUGAGACAGAAGGAAACCCGGAGAUCAACUGAUCUUGGCAAGACAACCUUGCUGUCCAAAAAGGCUGGGAGCUCUGUCAGGUCAGUCAGUAAAAACACAGAUGACAAGGUAGAGAAAGGCCACCAGCCUCCAGGCUCACAGCAGCCAAACACAAAUGCAGGUGGAAAAGACCAGCUUGUCUCCAAGGACCCUGCUUCUGCUAAACAUUCCCUGCUGUCUGCUCGCAAAGCCAAGUCUUCACAGCUAGAUUCCGGAGUUUCGUCUUCUCCCAGGAGCAGACCAACUAUGGAGAAAGGCUCCCAAAAGUUAUCUUCUAGCAUGCAAGCAUCUGCACGGCCUUCUCAGAACCCUCAGUGACCCUUCUGCGAUCCGAGUGUUUUAUCUGUACAGAUGUUUAUUUAUUUAGAACCCCUCCCCCACCAAAGCCCUCUGUGCUUUUGUUUUGUAUUUUUUAGGUCAUGUGCCUGACUGUGUGAAUGUGUGUGGGUGCACGUGUAUGUAUGUAUGUGAGGAGAAUUCAAAUUGUUAAAAGCGUCGCCUUAUUCUGCCAUUGAACCAAAUAACAGCCAUAGGCAAAGCAUUGAUACCAAGCUAACUGAAGUAACUAGACAGUAAUCUGGACAGUCCCUUUAGCAAUUGUACAUAGUUCCUUCUAGAGAAAUCUAAUGACUUUCAUUGGACACUAGGGUUUGGAAACCAGUGAACUAAUUUAACUAUCAGUGUAUAGACAGAUGAACUGUUUCAUUUGGGUGUCAUCUGAGCAGAGUUUGUCCUCGUGUGGAUUGUUAAGUGGUAUCA